Molecule: messenger RNA, 1176 nt
Organism: Pelagomonas calceolata
Lineage: Eukaryota; Pelagophyceae; Pelagomonadales; Pelagomonadaceae
Source: the annotation of a GenBank genome assembly
CGGGGCAGCCAUAGUGAUACAAUGCGGAGCAGCACAAAGUGUAACGCAGCCACUCGCGCGCCGUCGACACCUUGUGGCAAAAAAAGUCUCCGUGCCAGUCUGCCAGCGCUGCAAGAUCACGCAGUGAUUCGCUUUGGAGACCCCGACCAGUCUAAUAUGCAACACUGUGAUCGGUUUUGGGCGCAAAAGGGCAGUGCACCAGCAGAUUAAGGGCUGCCCUUCCCCCCCCGGGGCACCAACAUGGAGGUGGCCGCGGCGGUCGGUUUGGCCACCGCCGUCAAUUCCGCCGUCCGCGCGGCCACGGGGAAAAGCAUCGCGCAAAAUUGCUGUUCCCUCCUGAACAAGGUGCGGUCCAAGGUGCUGGGGACGGUCGUCGAUGUCACGGCCAAGCAGCUCGCCGAGGACGCCUGGAAGAAGGCCGAGGACGCGAUCACCGGCGCGGAGCGCAAGGAGCGCUUGGCUUUCUCCCAGCGGCUCGCCGCGCUCGGCAACACACUGCGGAGCCUGGAAGCCAACUCCGUCGUGGAGGACGAUGGGGUGAAGGGCGCGCUGGACGGCCUGCGUGGCUCUCUCGAGCGCGCCGUCGAGGGCACCGACGACGCCGCCGCACGCGGUCGCGCCUCUGCAGAUAUCCAGGGGUACGCGCAGAAUCUGAGCAUAGCAAUGACGGCGGCGUCCGCGAAACGCGCCGACGCCUCGGCCGCGGCGUCCGCGAACCGCUCCGCGUCGUUUCACGCCGAGACUACGGACGGUAUCAACGAGCUCAAGGCCAAGAUUGAUGCCCUGCAAAUGAAUGAGCCGGCGAUCCAGGACCAGUACGUGUACGACCCCUACGACUCGGACGACUCGGACCAGGAGGCGUCGCAGUUAGGGGAAGGCUCCUUCGGUUCGACACAUACGAUGAAGAACAAGGACGACGGUCGCGUGUACGCCGUCAAGCUCAUGAAGAUCAAGAAGGCGGGCGUCCCUGUAGAGAAGCUACGGGAAGAAGCCGCACGGCUCUCGAUGCUGAACCAUCCGAACAUCGUCCGCUACUUCACAGCCUUCCGCUAUAAGAAGGGCGACCCCUGGACGGCCCACGUCUGCAAGGCGGGCAAUUUGAUAACAGCCCAGAACCCCCAGUCGGCGGACGCCUGUGCGGCGGCCGUGGUCGAGGCCCUAGCCUAAGGCAAACAC